Messenger RNA from Labrus mixtus (cuckoo wrasse), 5335 nucleotides. RefSeq names its product insulin-like growth factor 2 mRNA binding protein 3 (gene igf2bp3). Gene Ontology annotation, biological process: regulation of gene expression; nervous system development. Gene Ontology annotation, molecular function: mRNA 3'-UTR binding. The transcript is spliced from 16 exons. Gene Ontology annotation, cellular component: cytosol; nucleus; cytoplasm. NCBI's taxonomy places the organism in Eukaryota, Metazoa, Chordata, Actinopteri, Labriformes, Labridae. The record is from RefSeq and is a predicted model, not a curated record. Bases 589 to 2409 code for a protein of 606 amino acids.
GUUUUUUCCCAACACCAAUCCACUCUUCCCCCUUUUUUCUCCACUCCCCUCUGCUGUCCCCACCCCAGAUUCCCGUGCAAUUUUCCCCAAUCCCAAACACUUAAUUGAGCAAUUGGGAUUCCUCACGUGUGGGCUGAUUUGUAGUUUGAACACGUGGCUCAUUCAAAAAAGCCGGAAUAGCGGAGGAUUUUUUUCUCCCCCCUUCUUCUUCUUCUUAUUCUAGGCUCUAGACUUAGAGGCGGGCGCCAGCCUUACCGUGUGUGACAUUCUCUGUCUCUUUGCCAAGGGGUUUGGAGGAAGACACAAAGUAGUUUCUCCUCCUUUUCACCCAGCCCGCCAUCGUUUGGAGACACCAGAUUAAUAAUUGAGCAUUUAUUUAUUGCGCGAUAGAGACAGAGGGGCGAGUGAGAGCGAACGCACUGUGAGGCUGCCAGUUUAAAUCUAUCUGUGGCUUGAACGACCGGGAAGCACGCCACAGCCACUCCGUAGUAGUAAAGGCGAUUUAGGCUACUCCAAACACUGCACGUCCGUGAGUGCAACUAACUAUCUCUCCUUCAGCGUAAAGAUUGUCCCUUUUCGGCGCACAACAUGAAUAAGCUAUACAUUGGCAACGUGAGCGCCGAGGCGAGCGAGGAGGACUUCGAAACUGUCUUUGAGCAGUGGAAGAUUCCGCACAGUGGUCCAUUUCUUGUCAAAACUGGCUAUGCGUUUGUGGAUUGCCCGGACGAGAAGGCUGCAAUGAAGGCCAUCGAUAUUCUAUCAGGUAAAGUUGAACUUCAUGGGAAACUUAUCGAAGUGGACUACUCUGUCCCUAAACGUCUAAGGAGCUGUAAGCUGCAGAUCAGGAACAUCCCGCCUCACAUGCAGUGGGAGGUUUUGGAUGGUAUGCUUGCUCAGUAUGGGACAGUAGAGAGCUGUGAACAAGUAAACACUGACACAGAGACUGCAGUAGUCAAUGUUCGAUAUGCAGCCAAGGACCAGGCCAGGCUGUCGAUGGAGAAGCUGAAUGGAUCUAUGAUGGAGAACUAUGCCUUGAAAGUAUCUUAUAUCCCAGAUGAGACCGCUGUCCAAGAAGGUCCUUCAGCAGGAGGCAGGAGAGGCUUUAACGCUCGUGGACCCCCUCGUUCUGGCUCUCCAGGUCUGGGAGCCCGGCCCAAAGUGCAGUCAGACAUCCCGCUGCGCAUGCUUGUUCCCACGCAGUUUGUGGGGGCGAUCAUCGGCAAGGAGGGCGCCACAAUCCGCAACAUCACCAAACAGACCCACUCAAAGAUCGACAUCCAUAGGAAAGAGAACGCUGGCGCAGCAGAGAAGCCCAUCACGAUUCACUCGACCCCUGAAGGCUGUUCGAGCGCUUGUACGACCAUCAUGGAGAUCAUGCAGAAGGAGGCCGUCGACACAAAGUUUACUGAGGAGAUCCCACUGAAGAUACUUGCACACAACAACUUCGUCGGAAGAUUAAUUGGGAAGGAAGGACGCAACCUGAAGAAAAUCGAGCAGGAUACGGGAUGCAAGAUCACAAUUUCACCUCUGCAGGACUUGACUCUGUACAACCCUGAGCGGACCAUCACAUUGAAGGGCUCCAUCGAGGCGUGCACAAGAGCCGAGGAGGAGGUGAUGAAGAAGAUCAGGGAAUCGUAUGAUAGUGACAUGGCUGCUAUGAACCUCCAGUCCAACCUGAUCCCCGGCUUGAAUCUGAACGCUCUAGGUUUGUUUCCUGGUGGAGGACCAGGCAUGGGUCCGUCCAUGCCCAGCGUCCCACCUCCUGGAGCCCACGGUGGAUGCCCGUCAUUUGGAUGCAGUCCUUAUGGGGGCGAGGGGCCAUUUUGGGCUUCUAUGCUGUCGGCGAGCAGCCAGCCCCUCGCUCAGGGACAACCGGAGUCAGAGACGGUUCACCUUUUCAUCCCGGCACUCGCAGUAGGAGCCAUCAUCGGAAAACAGGGUCAACACAUCAAACAGCUAUCACACUUUGCCGGAGCCUCAAUCAAAAUUGCCCCUGCAGAAGGACUGGAUCCCAAACAGAGGAUGGUUAUCAUCGUGGGUCCACCAGAGGCUCAGUUUAAGGCUCAGUGUCGCCUCUUUGGCAAGCUGAAAGAGGAGAAUUUCUUUGGACCCAAGGAGGAGGUGAAGCUGGAGGCGCACAUCAAGGUUCCCUCCUUCGCUGCCGGACGAGUCAUCGGGAAAGGAGGAAAAACGGUAAAUGAGCUGCAGAACCUGACCUGUGCAGAAGUGGUGGUGCCCAGAGACCAGACGCCCGAUGAGAACGACCAAGUUAUAGUAAAGAUCAGCGGACACUUCUUUGCAUGCCAGUUGGCCCAGAGGAAGAUUCAGGAGAUCCUGGCUCAGGUGAGAAGGCAGCAGCAGCCCAAGCCUUCAUCUGGAGCCCAAACUCCAAUCCCCCGCAGGAAGUAAAGAUCCAGCGGACCUGGAGGAACGGUGACCGAAUCUGCCAGAAGCCUCGACAGAUCGGACAGAUGCAGCGGAGUCCAAGGGGGGGAGAACGAGAAGACGACAAGGGGUUGUAGCGCUCAUCUCAGGGGUCAAAGGUUAUCGGAACCCAACCAAACACCCGCCCCUCUUUGUCGUAUAUGAAGAACUUUCAAGUGGGGCUGAUAAGAGACCCUAGGCCUCUAAGCCCUCCGCCCCACCUCACCUCUCUGCAUCUCUGUGAGAAUGUACUUCUGAGGGCUCCCAACAACGUCACCCGCCCUCACACAUACACACCCCUCGACCGCUCUCCUCUCCCCUCCACCACGGGUGUGUUCAAUUAAUUUUUGUCCUCUUUUGACACUACAAACAGAAGAAAUAAGGAUCCCCCCCCCCCCCCCCCCCCCUCCUAUCACCUCCCCGGUGUGGUACUUCAAACCUGACAAGAUGUUUUGGUUGACUUCAGAUUUAGUUGAAACUCUUUUUUUAGUGUUUAAUUGGUUGAUGAAGCUUUCUCAUGAGUUGUUUUUUUCUGUGGAAAGGAAAGGCAUUGCUAUCAAGGUCCUAGUUGGACCAACAGAGAGGUUUAUUUUGUGGGGAGGGUUGGCUCAGAUUGGGUGGGCCAUGUUUAGGGGAAAGAUUCUUGUUUCAGGACAGGACACCUGAAAGGGUGGAUUAUAUUGGGCGUCCUGCCCUUGUAAUGAUAAUGGCAUUUUAUAAAUUUGGAUGCAUUUUAUAGAUAGACCUAUAUACAUAGAUGAAUAUAUAUUUAGAGGUGAGGGCAGCGCUAUGACUGACACUUGGGGAAAUGGUGCCGAACUGCUGCUGCCCAGGAAAACCAAUUUAAUAUGCAUUUUACUUAACUACCUCAGGAUCUAGUACCUCAGAAGAGAAAAGAAAAUGAUUAUAUAUAUAUAUGAAAAAGAUGUUCCUUUCUUUUUUUAUUUUGCUUUUGUGGUAUUUUGUAUACUUUAUAAAGCUGAUAGUCUUUGAACAUUUUUAUUUUUUUAAGAAAAUUUAAAAUUUGGUCAGCUGCCAACUGACCUUGCCUUCAACUCUGGUGCUUUAGGUGGCGAUGUUGAUGUGUAUGUGUGACUUGAGAUGACCCUGUACAUAGAGUCUAUUUGUACAUAGCAGCCUCCGAAAGCACGAGUUGGCGCCCCCUCAGCUGGCGGCUGACAGGAGUAUCUAGAGAAAAUCGCCUCAGUUUUUCCCCUGAGGUCCACCAUCUUCUGAAUAUAAAAAAAACUACAAAGCAACCAAGACAUGCAAAUAUUGCCAACCGUACAUAAUUGCAGCAAUGCCAUUUAGUUUUGGGAUUGACAUUGUUCUAGGUAAUGGUACUUUAAUUUGUCAGAAAUAAAUACUUAAUGACUUCCUGCGAGGGCUGUGGUCAGGGCAGUGGGGACUGUAACAGUCCCGCAGAGCAUCUGUUUUUGUCUGUUUGUUCCCAGAUCAUCUGUUACCUUCUUCACGAUGGUUUCUAUCAAGGUCCAGGCCUGACUAGGUUUAUUUUCAUUGAGCAAGCUACGUCAGCUUGAAGUGGCCGUCAGAGUCAAUGUAAACGUCUUUCACUGCAUGGUGAGGGUAGGGGGAGGCACACUGAUAGACGCAAGGUUUUUUUUUUUUUGUUUUUUUUUUUUGCGCUAUAGAAGAAACAAAUGAUUUAAACAUUCUCUGAAACCCACAAAUGCAAUUUUAAUUUCAAACAGGGAUAACGAGCCAGAAAAGGCCCCCUAAAACCUGAAUGAACCUCUCUCCGGGGCUAAGAAAGGAGGAAAAUAAUCCAAAACAUACAAAUAUACAAUUUAUUUCAUUGUCUCUUCAUGCCGAAUGUAAAUAUGUUGAUUGUGGUAAAAGUGCUUGAGUGUAUCCAUGCUUCCACAGUAGAACGCCGUCUACCUCAGCUGAGGGGGUGAGGGGUUGUUGUGGCACUAGGCACCCCACCCUGCCCCCACUGAGCGCCAGCGCGCACUGAUACCUCAGUCCCCCCUGAACACUUCUUUCUACAUGGGCGCGCCAUCUGAAGACCGCGCUUAACUGAGGGGCACAAGUGAUACUUAAAUUCUCCCCAACACCUCCUGCUCCCCUGCCUCCUUCCUGCCAAUCCCCCCCCCCCCUCCCUCCCUCCACCUGCCCUUCUCCCCUCCUCCGCAGUUUGUUUUGAUCUACCUCUUUAGAAAUGUAUUUGAAGUAGAGGCAUUCUUCUAUUUGUUAGAAUUUAGCCCCCCGCCCCUCCUUUAUGACUCCCCAUGCUUCCCCAGAAAUGAAUAAAAAAAAAAUGAAACUAAAAUCAUGUACUAUUUAGACUUGAGAGAAAAAUUGAUCAAAAAUGUAAUUUUUGCCAGUGUUUAUAUAUACUCCUUUUGGCUUAAUUGAAACCCUCAAACGAUUUUUCUCUUUUUCUGCUUUCUAAUUUUUUGGUGGUGUGGCUUACAUGUAUUUGAACUUUUGCUUGGGUUUUUUUUUUUUUUUUUUUUUGUGUGGAAAAAAAAAAGGUCAAAUCACGUGUUUGAUUUUUGCAUUCAGUAGUUAAAUGAGAAAAAUACUUUUUCUUGAAACAGGGCCUGGCUUUUUUUUUUGUUUCUGAUUUGUAAGACUUCAAAAUAGGUAUUAAGUCCUGUCUUUUUUUCCCUUUCUCUCUCUUUCACUGAUGCUACACUCACUCGCUGAUUUAGUAGCUCGUUUCUUCUGUUAGCAUUUCUUGGCUGUGUAACGUGAAACAUCCUCCUGGUAUGAGACAGAUUUGAGGGACUGGGUCUCUGAGUUUUUUUUUGGAAAAGUUAUCUGACUUCAGCAUGAUAUUCCCUCCUCCCCCUCUCUGCAACCAUGCUUGUGCCCCAUCACCUCCCCUUCACACACAGCUCCACUUGUCAAAUGCCUCUGAAUAAAAUAAAAAUAAUCAAGUUUG